Messenger RNA from Verticillium alfalfae VaMs.102, 813 nucleotides. Its product is annotated as glycosyl hydrolase family 43 protein. Gene Ontology annotation, biological process: carbohydrate metabolic process. Gene Ontology annotation, molecular function: hydrolase activity, hydrolyzing O-glycosyl compounds. The transcript has 2 exons. Bases 1 to 813 code for a protein of 270 amino acids. NCBI's taxonomy places the organism in Eukaryota, Fungi, Ascomycota, Sordariomycetes, Glomerellales, Plectosphaerellaceae. The record is from RefSeq and is a predicted model, not a curated record.
AUGUGGGCCCCAGAGCUUCAUCAGAUUGACAAUGUCUGGUACAUGUUCUACUCGAGCUGCGACUCGGCUCAGCCCUGCUGUGACAGCUGCAGCACGAGGGUCCUGCGGGGCUGCGACAGUGCCGGGCCUUACGACUGCGAGUUUGAGCAUCUCGCCGAUCUGAUCCCCCCUGAAGGGCAGCGCGGCGGUCGCGACGAUAACUUUGCCUUCAGCAUCGACGGCACCUUUCUCGAGGUACCGGGUUUCGGGCGCUACCAUGUGCUGAGUAUUCGUGACAAAGAGUUUAACCAAGCACUGGCCAUCACGACGCUCGACACGCACGAGUGGACGGUCGGCGCGUGGCAUGUCAUUUCCAUUCCUGAUCAGCCGUGGGAGCGGAACGUCACGGGAGCAGCUUCGAUUCCGCAGGCCGAUUUGGUCGGUGUCAACGAGGCCCCUCACCCCCUUGUUCAUGGGGACGAUCUCUGGCUUUGCUACUCUGGGUCCAACUGCGGAACGCCCAAUUACUCCCUGGGUCUCCUCCACUGGAACGGUGGUGACCCUCUGCUGGCCUCAUCUUGGGACAAGACGGGCCCGGUCUUCGCACAGGCCAACGGUCUUUACGGCACGGCGCACAACUCAUUUUUCACGUCUCCCGAUGGCACAGAGAUUUGGAACGCUUUCCACGCCACGAAGCAGGCUGGUGGUUCCUGCGGAGGGGAUAGGUUCACAUCGGCUCACAUUGUCACCUUUGACGAGAACAACGUGCCAAGCUUUGGGGAGCCGCGCCCCAUCGGUGAGGUCCAGGUGCCUCCCAGCGGAGAGCAGGCAUGA